AUGUCCAUCCGAAGGGUCCUGAAGUAUGGUGUCGUCGGUAGCACCAUACUGGGGACGGCCGUCAGUCUGCACGCCAACGACUACGACCUCAACUCGGUCGGUAUCGUACGGCUAGGGCGUGCCGGUGCUACGGUAUUCGACAUCGCCACCACCUACCAAGCAAACCUGUACAGCCGCGAAUGGCCCGACAAAAAGUCGCCCGAGUAUCUGAAGCUAAAAAGUGACACGCAUCGAGCGGCCGCUGAAAAACUACUUCAACUCUGCCGCACAAACCGUGGCGUGUACAUAAAGGUGGGCCAACAUAUCGGUGCGCUCGAGUAUCUUCUGCCACCGGAGUACGUUACCACGAUGAAGGUACUGCACAGCAACGCACCGCAAAAUCCUGUCGAAGAUCUUUAUCGUGUUAUAAGACAAGAUUUGCGGGUGGAUCCACACGACCUGUUCGAGUCCUUUGAUCCGGAACCGCUCGGGACGGCUUCCCUGGCACAGGUACACCGUGCCACGCUUCGGGAUGGGCGUGAAGUAGCGGUCAAGGUACAGCAUCCGUACGUGAAGGGAAACUCCAUCGUCGACAUCAAAACGAUGGAAGUGUUGGUGAAGCUAGUCGCGUGGGCCUUUCCCGACUUUAAGUUCCAGUGGUUGGUGGACGAAUCGAAGCGCAACCUGCCGAUGGAGCUAGACUUUGCGAACGAAGGCCGCAACGCGGAAAAGGUGAAGGAAAUGUUUCGCCACUAUCGGUGGCUUAAGAUACCGGGCGUCAUCUGGGAGUACACGACACCACGCGUACUCAUGAUGGAGUACACGAAAGGUGGCCAGGUGAACGAUCUGGAGUACAUCCAGCGGGAAAAGCUCGAUCCGUACGAUAUUGCGAACAAGAUCGGUCAGCUGUACUCGAACAUGAUCUUUCUGAAGGGAUUCGUGCACAGUGAUCCACAUCCGGGCAAUAUUCUGGUGCGGCGCGGCGAGCAGAACGGUGGCACAGAGAUUGUGCUGCUCGAUCAUGGACUGUAUGCGGAACUGACGGAGAAAUUCCGUUACAACUAUUCGAAGUUGUGGCUGAGCAUUCUGCAGGUGGAUCAGAACGGUAUGAAGAAGUAUGCGCAGGCGCUGGGCGUUGAGGGUAGUAUGUGGGGGCUGUUUGCGUGUAUGGUGACGGGGCGGCCCUGGAAUUCGGUCAUUCAUGGGGUGGAUAAGGUGAAGCAGGAUGAUGCUGAGAAAGAACUGAUCCAAAACGAAGGCAAACUCGUACUGCCGCACAUUUCCGACGUGCUCGAGAAGGUCGACCGCCAGAUGCUGCUUGUGCUGAAGACGAACGAUCUAAUACGAGGCAUAGAAACUACACUUCGCACCCAGAACCGUAUGACAGCGUUCUGGGUGAUGUCCAAGUGUUGUGUGAAAAGCAUAGGUAGCCAGGAGUAUCUUACAGCAGCGGACACGUGGAGCAAGCUAGCGACCUGCAUACGGGAACAGUGGAGCAUACUGAAGCUAAAUCUGUACUACCUUUACCGGGGGAUCGUAUCGCUGCAUCUACUGUCGGCGCUGAGAAUGAUCUUGUAA
Messenger RNA from Anopheles maculipalpis, 1557 nucleotides. It is a transcript of the gene Adck1, whose product is annotated as aarF domain-containing kinase 1. The record is from RefSeq and is a predicted model, not a curated record. Bases 1 to 1557 code for a protein of 518 amino acids. Gene Ontology annotation, cellular component: mitochondrial inner membrane. The transcript has 2 exons. Gene Ontology annotation, biological process: protein phosphorylation; mitochondrion organization; lipid homeostasis. Lineage: Eukaryota; Metazoa; Arthropoda; Insecta; Diptera; Culicidae. Gene Ontology annotation, molecular function: protein kinase activity; ATP binding.